Molecule: messenger RNA, 907 nt
Organism: Lepisosteus oculatus (spotted gar)
Lineage: Eukaryota; Metazoa; Chordata; Actinopteri; Semionotiformes; Lepisosteidae
Source: RefSeq, a predicted model, not a curated record
UUUCCGGUGCUCUGUGAAGUUUCCUGCAGAGCGGUGUCGCCGGAGAAGGUGAAAGAAAAGGUGAUGAGACUUGCUGUAUUUAUUUUUGCAUCGGAUUUCUUGUGCUUUUAAUGCAAUCGCAAAGAGAGGCGAGGGGUCAAGCUGCAUGAGCUACACGAAAGCGGCUGUUACGAUGCUCUCCCUGUCUCGACUGGUUCUGAGCUCCGGAUCGCGCUCCCAGGCUGCACUGAGUCAGUGUGGCUCUGCGGUUCUGACCCGCUUCGCCAGCACAGCAGCCGGGCAGGAGAAGCCGAAGAAAACGAAAUAUGGGCCUCUGAGUGACCAGGACCGCAUCUUCACCAACCUCUAUGGGCGACAUGACUGGAGGCUCAAGGGGGCUCUCAGUCGGGGUGACUGGUUCAAGACAAAGGAGAUCCUGCUGAAGGGAGCAGACUGGAUCCUCAACGAGGUCAAAGUGUCUGGCCUGCGGGGUCGAGGGGGCGCCGGCUUCCCCACCGGCAUGAAGUGGGGCUUCAUGAACAAGCCCAGCGAUGGCAGGCCGAAGUAUCUGGUGGUGAACGCGGACGAAGGGGAGCCGGGGACGUGCAAGGAUCGCGAGAUCAUGAGGCAUGACCCCCACAAGCUGGUGGAGGGCUGUCUCAUCGCUGGCAGGGCCAUGGGGGCCAGAGCCGCCUACAUCUACAUCCGGGGGGAGUUCUACAACGAGUCUUCCAACCUGCAGGUGUCGCCCCGCCCUCCACCCUCCACCCCCUGCAGCCUUGCACAGUGGUCCGGUCCAGUGCGGUCAGACUCCCAGUGCACUGUGGGUCUGAUCCACUCCAGGUUUCACAGUGCGAUCGGACUCCCAGUGCACUGUGGGUCUGAUCCACUCCAGCGUUUCUCCAAACCUCCUGCCUCCGGGGGAUAA